Molecule: messenger RNA, 1321 nt
Organism: Lolium rigidum
Lineage: Eukaryota; Viridiplantae; Streptophyta; Magnoliopsida; Poales; Poaceae
Product: probable carboxylesterase 15
Exons: 1
Coding region: 85-1116 (343 amino acids)
Molecular function (GO): hydrolase activity
Source: RefSeq, a predicted model, not a curated record
ACACUACCAGUACCAUCACUGCUCACUGAACUGCUUCAGUCAACUUAGCUUAUCUUCAUAGCCUCCACCGCCCAUCCCGCGCCCAUGGCGUCCUUCCCGCCGCCGCACGUCGUGGAGGAUGUGCCCGGAAUACUCCAGUUCUUCAGCGACGGCUCCGUGAUCCGCGCCGAGUACACCUACCCGCACCCGCCCCUGACGCCGCCGCCCGGCCAGCCCGUCGUCCAGUGGAAGGACAUCGUGUACGACGCCAGCCACGACGUCUGCAAGCUCCGCGUGUACAAGCCACAGGCGGCCUCCUCCUCUUCCGGGGAGAAGCUCCCGGUGAUCGUCUACUACCACGGAGGUGGGUAUAUCAUGGGCAGCUUCGAGAUGCCCUGCUUCCACGACUGCUGCCUCCGCCUCGCCGGCGAGCUCCCGGCCGUCGUCAUCUCCGCCGACUACCGCCUCGCCCCCGAGCACCCCCUCCCCGCGGGCCUCGACGACGCGGCCACCGUCCUGCGCUGGGUCCGCGACCAGGCGGUCGCGGUUGCCGAGGAGCUACCGGACGCGGACCCCUGGCUCGCGGAGUUGGCUGACUUCGGCCGGGUGUUCGUCGCCGGCGACUCUGCCGGCGGUGGCGUCGUCCACCACACGGCCGUCCGCCUCGCCUCGGGCCUGCUCGGCCGCCUCGACCCCGUGCGCGUCCUGGGGCACGUGCUGCUCUUCCCGCUGUUCGGCGGGGUGGAGAGAACGAAGUCGGAGCUGGAGCUCCCGCCGGGACCGUUCAUUUCGCUGCCGGUCAUCGACAAGGGAUGGCGCAUUCUGCUGCCGCCGGGAUCCACGAGGGACCACCCGUUCUCCAACCCGUUCGGGCCGGAGAGCCCGGCGAUGGACGGCCUCCCGCUGCCGCCGAUGCUCGUGGUGAUCGCCGAGUACGACCUGCUCUGCGACCGCGCCGCCGACUACGCCGCGAGGCUCAAGGCGAUGGGUAAGUCGGUGGAGCUCGUCAAGUUCGACGGGCAGGACCACGGGUUCUUCUCCGUCGAGCCGUACGGCGACGCCGGGACCGAGGUGGUCCGCCUCAUGAAACGCUUUGUCUACGACAACGGCGGCGACGCCGCCGCCGUCUCCAACUGAUCUGGGGAUGGAUCCGCCUGAUUGGCGUGGCUCGGUUUUAUAUUGCAUUAUUGCCUCCUGGAGUCCUGUGUGUCAGUCAAGUUACAGUAGUUGUAUGCCGAUCUUGUAACAUUUUGUUGUGGACACUAGUGUCUAGAGAGCGACGCACCAUUCUCGUCCAAGUGAAUGCCAUUCAGAAGUUUUGAAUAAAGCACGUUGUGGAUCA